AGAAUGCCCCGCGCGAAACACUGCGCUGGCAGCCUCAAGAGGUUUCUGCCGCGCACCGAGACGACCGUGCGGAAUAAAGUCAAAACUCCCGUCGUUUAGUGAGCAUUCAGUGAAGAAACGGAGAAAAACUUCACCGGAGGAGUUCCCACGAUGGACGUACACGAAGAAGCAAUCGCGAUUGUGUGAAGAGUUGUCGCAGUUCGCCGUACUUAUCUGAGGGUUAUAUAAAUGUUGUGACGGAGAAAAUGGGGCUUUAAGUAUAGCACGUUAAGCGACAGAGGAAUUAGUAUUUUAUCGGGUUAAUAUCGUCGGUGCGAGGCGGGUGAAGAAGUGGGGGAACAUUUCAACUUUGAUCACAAGUGUAAAGUUUUCUAGGAAGAAUCUACUCGGUCUCCCGCGCCCUUGGGUCACCGCUGGUUGAAGUUGGCCGGCGGUAGGGUGCAGCCACGCCGGGGAAAGGCACAGCGCGACGGCCGCUGCUCUCCGGCUAGCUCGCCUGCUGCUCCUGUUUCCAGGAUCGAGGCCUUGUCGGUGAGGCGACAAUGCUUGACAUAAUGUCCGAGCAUCAAGGUAUGUCUCACUCUUGUCACUAUAUGAUCUUUUUACUGAAAUAUCAGUGUAAUGUGGUAUCAAACGCUUCACAUCAGCGGUUUAACGCACAAAAAGAGUCGAUCUAAGUUAACGUCAGGGUAACGACUGGUGGCGUAUGCUCCAUCAAUAACACCACUUUGCAUCGAUUCACUUCUGUUUACCGUCAGAAUACCGUAAAAGUCACCUAAAAGUAGUAAUCUAUUCUAGUUAAAUAGAAUGUUAACAUAUUAACAUCACUGUCUUUAAUGAUCUUACAAUUAAAUUAACGCGCCGAUCCUGCUAGCUUAACGUGACACGCUAAUAGCCGACGUUACUCCACAACCUUUUACUUUUUAACGAGUCAGUUUUGAGUUAAAUGGGCUCACACGUAAGCGACGCACAGGCUUUUAAAUAUCUACUCGAAAUUCAAUGCUGACAACAAAGCUGUUUACACGUAUAAAUCAUAUUCAGAGGGAAGCUAACUUUGCUAACGAGCCUCCCACUUCUAUUUCAGUCAGCGGACGGCUAGCUUGGCUAGCUAACUGUUUGAAUGGCUAACUGUUAGGACGAGUUAACUUCUUAAGAGUCACGACUAAGCUGUUAUUUUAAUCUUCAAGCAGUUAAAUGCAAACCUAAUGAUAAAAAAUGUCAAAGUGGACGCAUUAUUUGUCUCAAACUUCUCCUCACAUCGUGUUACGUUAGCGUCUCCUCCGAGCGUCAGCUAACGUUAGCAGUUAGCGUCCAAACAAUGCAAAAUUAGAAAUUAACAGCUUAACAGUCGGUAAAAUAGAUUCUGUUUAUUCAUUUUUUUGCUUAAAACAUGUACCUACUUCAAAUUGCGUGAAUUUAUCUACAUAUUUGACAAUAUUAUCGAAGUUCCGAUAGAGACAAAGUGACACCGGUUGCCUUCAGCCGCGUUCAUAUCUGCUGACAAACUGUCAUAUCUUUUCCACAAACGGUCAGCACUCGACUAUAUGAAGAAACUAACAAUGCACGCCCCUAAAAUAAGCCAUUCGUGUUUAUCUCUCACUACUUAGCUUCAUCUUUGAAUAGUCUGUGAGCUUGUAGCAGCUGUAGUCCUUGAUAAGGUCUUCAAGUGUGUGUGAAAAGGACUGGACAAGUUCUGAGUGAUUUCAUGUUUUCUCUUUUCUUCUCCAACAGAUUCACUUUUGACGUGCAAAACGGAACCUUUGGUGAGAACUGUUGAUGUUAUUCCUAAUACUUGCUUUCUGUCAUAUAUAGUUAGCCUCAAACUAAAGUCUUUGCUCUCUUUUCUCAGCCCCCAGAGAGGAAAAAGAGGACAGUUGAGGACUUCAACAAGUUCUGCAGCUUUGUCCUCGCAUAUGCCGGUUACAUCCCCAGCCCUAAAGAGGUAAACUUCUGAAGAUAUCACUGGGUCAGUCCAUGAAAUCUGUGCCUUUUUGCGUCCCCAAGAAGUAAUCAUUCAUAAAAUUAUGAUAACACCAAAUUAAUAUGUAAUUUAAAAAUAUAACAUUACCAUGUCUUCUCUUCUUAAUGUAACGUCAAAUUAAAGUCAAUUAAAUAACAUUUAAAAUAAUUAAAAUUACUUAAAUGCUGAUGAGGGUUUUUGGCUUGUCCCUCAUUACUAUUGCUGUACAUAUACAGGACUUCAAAUUUGUAAAAUGUUGGCAAAAUGUAAAAAAAAAAUUACAUUUACAUUUUGUUUUAAGUAUGAUCUUCUUGUGAAACAGUAUUUUUUGUAAUAAUAUAUAUUAGUCAUUAUAAAUAUUUAACCCUGAUUUCAUGUCAACCCUGUUACCCUAACUAAAAAAACCUUAAAAUAAUAAUGGUACAUUUCAGAUUUGACAUGAUUGACAGGAGGUUGCAUCCUCUCUGAGCCAGGAUGCUAACAGCUCAGUAAAAUUUAAAAGUUUCUCUCAUCUCUGAUGUGCUAUUUUUUAUGUUUUUUCAAGUUUAACCAGGGGGAACAAGCAUACAACGUCAACCCAGUUACCGCUUUUUAACAUAUAAACCUAAACAAUUUUCUAUUUCUCAAAAUAUAAUCAAUAUCUACAAGUAAUUACCUAUCAAUGUACCUAGCUUGCACAUUAGCUAGCGCUUAUUUAAGAUAGCCACCGGCAGAUUAGCUUAAAAUUGUCAACCCUGUUACCGUCAACCCUGUUACCACUUUUUAACAUAUAAACCCUAAACAAUUUUCUAUUUCUCAAAAUAUAAUCAGUAUCUACAAGAAAAUACCUUUCAAAGUACCUAGCUUGCACUUUAGCUAGCGCUUAUUUAAGCUAGCCACAGGCAGAUUAGCUUAAAAUUGUCAACCCUGUUACCGUCAACCCUAAUACUGUCAACCCUGUUACCUUUCCACAGAAACAGGAUUUGACAUGUGAGUAACAGGGAUGAUAUGGAAUAGUGUUUACCCUCUUUGUACUCUCUUUAAAGGUUAACCUUUUUAAAAUUAAAACAUUUUUCGGUCAUCAAGCGAACAUUAUUGAGCUAAUAAUUAAUUUUUGAUUGAUUGAUUGAUACACCAGUGGAGAGCCAGUUACUUUGUGUCCAGUUACUUUUACUCUUGUCAGCCCUGUUACCACUACGUCAAUCCUGUUGUUGUCAUUAAUUUGAUAAAAAUGUAAAAAAUGAAAACUCAAAUGGGCUUUCAACACUCACCAUUAUAUUUUAAAUUACAUUAUAUUUUAGAUUGGGCCAUUUUUCAACAUUUCUCUUCUAAAAGAUAUCUGAUACACGUUGAGACAUGUGAUCUCCAUGCAAAAUUAGCAUAUAUUUGAUCAUUUGAAUGACAAAUAUCUAAUUGGAGAAAAAAGUCAGCAAAAUAAAAUAAUCUCAAUGGAAAGAGAGACUAAAGUACUGCUAAUAUAUGUACCAUAUAUUAAAUAUUUUUAAUUAUAAAUAUUGUAUUUUGUUAAGUUUGUGUUGGUAACAGGGUUGACAAGAUUAUGAAAACAGCGAGGAGAAAAAUGGAAAAUAAAAUAUAUAUAUAAAAUAUGAAAAAACAGCCUGAGAUGGCACAAUAUAAUUUCCUGCCAUUUUAAACAUUCUUAAAAAUUAACAAUUAAAGUUUAAAUUUUAAGUUUUCUAAGUUGAAAAGACACCGGUUUCAUGGAAUGACCCCACUGUAGGUUUUACAUAUGACUGAUUAUUACUCUGUUAUGAAGACAUAUCUCAACGUUUUAUCUUUUUAUUGCUUAUAGGAGAGUUCAUGGUCACCAACAUCAUCCAGCUCUGCACACAGUUCAGGGUUGUCAGCAGAUGGAGGUGGUGGAGGCAGCAGCUCCACAGGCAACACUUGGGCAGAUGGAAGCUCCGACAUCCACACCAUCCACACGUUUGUUCGUAAAGCCCGAGCGAAUAAAGGCAAAAAUAUCCGGCGCAUGCACUCUGAUAGCACUCUACUGGACAAAAUGCGUCUGAAAGACUCGCUCUAUGAGAGCCAGAGCAGCUCGAAGGCAGAGCGCAAGAAGGACAAAAAACUGAAAAAGUUGUCACUGGGUUCCGCCAUGACGACAGCAGACAGUGGCAGCAGCGAGGGUGAGAAAAGAGCGCGUAUAAAGCGCAGCAAGAACUCAAAACAGCCCAAACCCAAAAAGCUCAAAAGCUCGGCUGCUCAAAGCGAGACAGACUCUGAGGCACGGCACACGCACGCAGAGGUACGACCUGUCAGAGAUGAGCUGACGGGGCACAGGGGCUCCAACCCAAGCAUGCAGGGGCUGGGGAAGAUGCAGCCAGAUGAAGCGAUGAGGGACGCAGAGAUGAGUUCGAGUGAGGGUGAGACGUGGAUCGCAGAUGAAGACAUCAUGGUGGAAUCAGGUAGGAGGAAAAACGUUUAUAAUGUGUCCGAAUUUUCCUCACAGAACUGUCUGAUUUUUGUCUUCUUGUGAACUUUUAAGUUGAUUUUCUAACUCUGUUCUCUCUCGUCAUCUCAGGGGAUGAUUCGUGGGACUUGAUCACCUGUUACUGCGGGAAACCAUUCGCAGGGCGGCCGAUGAUCGAGUGCAACCAGUGCGGCAUUUGGGUGCACCUAUCGUGUGCGAAGAUCAAGAAAUCCAACGUCCCCGACAUCUUUUACUGCCACAAGUGCAGGGACUUGCGGCGGUCGGGACACAAAAAAGACACCUAGAGACGAAGCGGACAGGAGGGACAUGACGCACUCCUUCUUUUUGCUGUCUUCUGACACUCAUUUUCUUUGAUGCCUACAGCCAAAACAGCCUAAAAUAUCACCCGGAUGGCGACUGUAUUGUCACUUUUUAAGAUUUCUUUUUUCGACAAUCAAAACCGUUCUUAUUUAUCCCUCACUUUUUUUUUGUUUUCUUUGGCUACUGUGAAGAACUGGACAGAAGGCAACAGUGACAGCGGAGAAUCAUUCAUUUUUUUACUAUUUAAUUCCGACAUCAAUUGGCUUUCUUGUUGUAGACCGUGGUGGCGAGAGGAUGCGUUCGACUCGUUUAUUUCUUAAGAGUAACGACGAAUCAGUGAGUUUCUUUUUAAGUGUCUCAGAGUAAUAUCCUCAGUUUCAAUUAAAAUCAAUGCAAGUGUAAGAGAGGGAAAACGUCACUCCUUUUUAUUUGUGGAAAUGCGAGGUGGGCAGCUCAUUUUAUUUCAGUCUAUUUUUUCGUGUUUUAUUUACAAGUCGGCGUUUUCGUUUUGGUCAUCAGCGAUAAUCGAUGAAGUUUAAAACACAGAGAUACUCUCUCUCUUUUCUAGAUAAAUUAAUCUUUGAAUUGAUAAGUCUUUCAAUAUCAGUCGUUUAGAAUCUGUUUCAAAUCGCACACAGACAAUUAUUUGGGCAGUGCACUUUUUAAAAACACAGAUACCAUUCCCAGUGCGUGUACGGUUGGUAUUUGUCAUAAUAUGAGCUACAGCUGAUCAAAUCUAUGCUUGGUUAGCAUGUAGUAGACAUAUUUGAGCGCUUAAUGUUUCUCCCUGUCUGGUUUGUUUAACCGAUCAUCGAUAGCCAUUUUAUUUUACAUGAACAACAUUUACAUUUAAAGCUGUUAAAGUUUUGUUUCAUGUGUGGUUUUCAUGUUCAUCCUAAACGAGGGGUUAACGUCGCUGUAAGACUCGAGGUUUAGCAGCGCUUUACAUUAUCACUGGCUGUGAGGCUUGUUUGUAAAAGAAAAAAAAAAUCUUUGUUUUUCUGUUUCAUGUAAGCGUUUAUUUCUUAGCUUUUCUGAGAGGCAGGGGUAGAGUCGCCGCCCAGCAUCAGAGAAUGAACGGAAGAUUGUCUCACAUGGAGAACAAAGUUUGUAGUGUACAGAAAAUAAGUGACGCUGCGUAGGUUUGUGGCAUUCGUUUAUGUUGUUUGGUUUUACCAUGUGCUUCUUUUUCUUUUCGUUGGCGGGAGUGCCGGCAAGUCUCCAGUAGCAGUUGCACUCUCUCUUUAACUUUAAUUCUGUGUACAUAUCCUGUUCUUUGACAACUGUACAUAUGUGAAAGUGAAAAGAGAAAAUACCCGAGCAAAAUCUAUAUUUUCUGCAGUCUGAUAUUGUUUUCUUUAACUGUAGCUUGACAAAAUAAAAGUCUUUGGGAACAUAAAAGUGCAUUUUAAUUCCAUCCUUUAUUGUUUGAGGGAAUAAAAACACUUGAAACUUUU
Messenger RNA from Xyrichtys novacula (pearly razorfish), 6151 nucleotides. Lineage: Eukaryota; Metazoa; Chordata; Actinopteri; Labriformes; Labridae. The record is from the annotation of a GenBank genome assembly.